Melospiza melodia melodia is the source of this 6475-nucleotide messenger RNA. RefSeq names its product diacylglycerol kinase iota (gene DGKI). The transcript has 34 exons. NCBI's taxonomy places the organism in Eukaryota, Metazoa, Chordata, Aves, Passeriformes, Passerellidae. The coding region runs from base 1 to 3057 and encodes 1018 amino acids. Gene Ontology annotation, molecular function: ATP-dependent diacylglycerol kinase activity; protein binding. Gene Ontology annotation, cellular component: nucleus. Gene Ontology annotation, biological process: diacylglycerol metabolic process; regulation of synaptic transmission, glutamatergic; intracellular signal transduction. The record is from RefSeq and is a predicted model, not a curated record.
AUGAACCCCCCCGCGGCCGGCGGGGAGGAGACGGGGGCGGCGGGCGGCGGCGGCUGCCGGGGCGCCGAGGGCGGCGGGGAGGCGGCGGGCGCCGCCGGGAUCCCGGAGGAGCAGGGGCUGUCGGCGGCGGACGAGUCGCUGGAGGAGAAGCUGCGCAGCCUCACCUUCAGGAAGCAGGUGUCCUACAGGAAAGCAAUCUCCAGGUCAGGCCUCCAGCACUUGGCUCCUGUGCAUACCCUCAACAUUCCAGUCACCAAUGGACCUGUGAAGGAACCAAGAGCAGCCUUAGAGUGGACUGAAAAUGCUGUGAAUGGAGAGCAUCUGUGGCUAGAGACAAAUGUUUCUGGGGACCUCUGCUACCUGGGGGAGGAGAGCUGCCAAGUCAAAUUCUCAAAGUCUGCUCUGAGGAGGAAGUGUGCUGCCUGCAAGAUCGUGGUCCACAACGCCUGCAUGGAGCAGCUAGAGAAGAUUAACUUUCGCUGCAAACCAACUUUCCGAGAAGGAGGCUCCAGAUCUCCAAGAGAAAAUUUUGUGCGGCACCACUGGGUGCACCGGCGGCGGCAGGAGGGCAAAUGUAAGCAGUGUGGAAAGGGCUUUCAGCAGAAAUUCUCCUUCCAUAGUAAAGAGAUUGUGGCCAUCAGUUGUUCCUGGUGCAAGCUGGCGUUUCAUAACAAAGUCACCUGUUUCAUGCUACAUCACAUUGAGGAGCCAUGUUCCCUGGGGGCUCAUGCUGCUGUCAUUGUGCCUCCCACCUGGAUCAUUAAGGUGAAGAAACCUCAGGUGGUCUCCAUACCAGGAGACGAGCCUGAUUGGGCAGGAGACUGGAGCCCCGAAGGGGAAACGGGCGUCUCCUACCCCUUUUGGGAGGGUUGGCAGAACUCCUUAAAGACUUCAACAAGGCGAAAGAAGAGAACGUCCUUUAAAAGAAAAGCCAGCAAAAGAGGAAAUGAUGAUAACAAAGGCCGGCCUUUUGUGAUAAAACCUAUCUCCUCUCCGCUCAUGAAGCCACUGCUGGUUUUUGUCAAUCCAAAAAGUGGAGGGAAUCAGGGCACCAAGGUUCUCCAAAUGUUUAUGUGGUAUUUGAAUCCACGCCAGGUCUUUGAUCUCUCUCAGGAAGGGCCAAGAGAUGCGCUGGAGCUGUACAGAAAAGUGCCGAACCUGCGGAUCCUGGCGUGUGGCGGGGAUGGGACGGUGGGCUGGAUCCUGUCCAUCCUCGAUGAGCUGCAACUCAGCCCCCCACCUCCUGUGGCUGUCCUUCCACUUGGCACUGGGAACGACCUUGCCCGCACCCUCAACUGGGGUGGGGGUUACACAGAUGAGCCAGUGUCCAAGAUCCUGUGCCAUGUAGAAGAUGGAACCAUUGUCCAGCUGGACCGUUGGAAUCUCCAGGUUGAGCGCAACCCUGAUUUACCCCAGGAUGAGCUGGAGGAUGGGGCACGUAAGCUUCCCCUCAAUGUCUUCAAUAAUUACUUCAGUCUUGGAUUUGAUGCACAUGUUACACUGGAGUUCCAUGAAUCCAGAGAAGCAAAUCCAGAGAAAUUCAACAGCCGAUUUAGAAAUAAAAUGUUUUAUGCCGGGGCAGCCUUUACAGACUUUCUGCAAAGAAGCUCAAGAGAUUUAUCCAAGCAUGUUAAAGUUGUGUGUGAUGGUACAGACCUGACUCCAAAGAUCCAGGAGCUGAAGUUCCAGUGUAUAGUGUUUUUAAACAUACCCAGGUAUUGUGCCGGCACGAUGCCCUGGGGGAACCCUGGUGACCACAGAGACUUUGAGCCGCAGCGUCACGACGAUGGCUACAUCGAAGUCAUCGGCUUCACCAUGGCCUCGCUGGCCGCUCUCCAGGUGGGCGGCCACGGGGAGCGGCUGCACCAGUGCCGGGAGGUGACGCUUCUGACCUACAAGUCCAUCCCCAUGCAAGUGGACGGCGAGCCCUGCCGGCUGGCCCCCUCCCUCAUCCGCAUCUCCCUGAGGAACCAGGCCAACAUGGUGCAGAAGAGCAAGAGGAGAACAUCCAUGCCUUUGCUGAAUGAUCCUCAUUCCAUCCCAGAUCGCCUGCGGAUCAGAGUGAACAGGAUUAAUUUACAAGAGUACGAGGGGCUACAUUACGACAAGGAAAAGCUCCGGGAAGCUUCCAUUCCCCUAGGGAUCAUAGUUGUACGAGGAGAUUGUGACUUGGAGACUUGUCGUAUGUACAUUGACCGUCUGCAAGAGGACCUACAGUCAGUAACCUCUACUACACAAAGAGUUCAUUACCAGGACCAGGAAAGCUCUUUCCCCAGAGUACUUUCUGUUCAGAGGCUCUCUCCUAGAUGGUGCUUCCUAGAUGCAACUUCUGCUGAUCGUUUUUACCGCAUUGACAGAUCUCAGGAACAUUUGCACUUUGUGACGGAAAUUUCGCAGGACGAGAUUUUUAUCCUGGACCCAGAGAUGGUAAUGUCUCAGCAGGUGGGAACGCCUCCAGGAAUGCCUGACCUGGUAGUGGAGCAGGCAACUGGAAUAUCGGAGCGGUGGAACCCCACAGUUCGGAAGAGGAUGCUGAGCGACAGCGGCCUUGGAAAGAUUUCUCCCCACUACGAGGUACCUGACAAACAAAAGGACGCCAGCCAGACACAUAUGCUGCAGUCACCGGUUUCUUCAGAAGAUCAAGCACUUUUACAGGCAGUCAUAUCUGGUGAUCUACUGAAGUUCAUAGAAUGUUGUAAAAAAGGAGCCAAUUUGUUAAUCCAAGGACCUGAUCACUGCUCCUUAUUGCACCAUGCUGCCAAGACUGGGAAUGGUGAGAUUGUGAAAUACAUCCUGGAGCAUGGUCCAUCUGAAUUGCUGGACAUGACAGACAGUGAAACGGGGGAGACAGCACUACACAAGGCAGCCUGCCAGCGCCACCGCGCCGUCUGCCAGCUCCUGGUGGAUGCAGGAGCCUCUCUGAGAAAGACAGACUCCAAGGGUAAGACCCCUCGUGACAGGGCUCAGCAAGCUGGUGAUCCAGAUCUGGCCUCCUACCUGGAGAGUCGACAAAACUAUCAAAUGGUUUCCCACGAGGACCUGGAGACAGCAGUCUGACGUCUGAAAAUGUCCCAGAGGAUCCCUGGAAAUCUCGAGACUGCACCUGAGGCACUCGGGCCUCGUGUGAGGAAGAAACUGAUGGAACCCACGUGUCUCUCACUCUUGAGGAAAAUACCUGAGGACAUGCCACCAGUUUCUAAGGGCUACUGAGUCUUGCUGGGAACAGUUAUGUUCCAUAAGUUAGCCCAUGAUGGAUGAGGUGGGACACUCAAAGGUCUGUGGAAUCCAUAGGCUGUGAAAAUUUACCUUUAUUGCUUCCAGCAAGUAGCAUGAACUUCUCCCAUGUUCAUCUGUAUAAUUUAUUAAAAAAAAAAGAAAAAAAGGAAAGAGUAAAGAGGAUGUGGGGGAACAAAAUCCAAAUGACUGGUACAUUAAGCCACCCAAACAGGCUGUCCUCCAUCCUUACAGUUUCCUGCAUUGCUUUUAUUCUCCUGUUCCCCUCACUUCUCAUCAGUUAAAUAUUACCUGUUAUCUCUGUGUUGUCUUCAUAAAUGGUCAGGCAGUAGCAAAAUGUUUGAGGAGCUCUGGAUGCCCUUAAGAAAUAUCCAGUGUUUUUACCAGCUACAUUCCCUCCCCUGCCAUCCUCUCAGAAGCUGUGUUGUCAGUACUCAGCCCCCACAGAGUUUUCUUGCUUUUGGAGGGGAUGUUGCUUAUUGCCUUGUUUCCCAGGGUUUGGGCACAGUCAUAUUUACAGCAGUGACAAAACCCAAGCUCAUCAUUGCUGGGCAUGCUGGGUUAUGGUAUCCUCACAAGACAGGCGUUUGUAUGGAAAGGAGCUCUAUGGGAUGUUCCAUGCUGAAUGGCAGAGCAGAAAGUCACCAGGAAGGUUUCUCAUAUCACUUUUAUGUCUGUAACAGCUGACCCAGCUCUUCUCAGGUUUCAGGCCUGCCUACAAGUUGAUAGGUUCUUCAGUUCUUUACUUCUGAAAAGAUGGGUUUUACACUGGGGAGAGAUUUGUGCAAUGCUGAUGGAAUUCUGAUGGACUCAGUGACAGACCCAGUCCCCUUUGCAGCGCAGCCAUGGGGAGGAAGGAGACCUGGAACAUCAGCAGCCAGCCUGGGCUCGCUGCUGCCAACAAACACAUGGGCGCUGGCCUGGUCACAUUGGGAAUGGGAAAACCUUCUUUGGCUGAACCUCUAAACUAUCUGAUUCUUCAAGGGAGCCAAGUUUUGGGGGGUCUGUCCUUGGAGAAAGACAAGCAGCAGCUCUUUGCCUUGUUACCCACAAUAGGUUUGAAAUGUAAAGCUUAGCUGCUGUAAAGGCCAGCUGUGUCUUCUGUACUCAUCUGUUCUCUGUCUUAUAACCAUAAAAAAAGAGAAAGCAAACAAAUACACAGGCAUAAAUAAAAUGUUUCAUUGUUGGGUUUCCAAUUGCUACAGAUAUCUCAGUUGAUAAUAUAGCAGAGCUUCCACUUCUACUUUGUCAGACCAGUGCCCAUGAAGAUGCUCACGGCUGACUUUUGGCAUAACUCUUGCAAUACAUUUUUGAAUUUUGCUUUGUUAUUCUAUUUGAAAGAUCCACAACUGUUUGUUUUCACAUCCCUUGCUAGGGGUACCUCUCUGAUAAAUGAUGAUCAUUGGGGUUACAUACAUUUGAAAACCAUGAAAAUAACUCAGGUCAUUAUCCAGAUAAGUUUUUCUUCUUUGGUAGAAGUGGAGAAAAUCAAAUGAAUGCAAUUUUUUUUUAAGCACGAGUGAUUGUUGUGGUAGGGAGGGGGGGAGCUGAAUAAUAUAUUUUAAUUUUUUUUCCUGUUUUCAGAAGUUCAUUUGAUAUGGGCAAAAUAUUUCUUUAGUAUUUCUUCCUCUGGAAGGAAACUAUAUAUAUUUGUAAUCUAUAGAUCAAUGGCGACAUGAAAUGUAUUUUGUCUUAUUUUCUGUCUUUACCUUUCUCAUUUAAAAAAUAAAAUAUGAAAGCCAAAUUACUUCCCUUGAUAAUUAUCCAGGGGCUUGUGGAGAAAAUAAGUAUGUGUAUAUAUUAGAACAGAAUUUGGCAACUGUUAAAAUAAAAACUCAGAAUAUAGUUUUGUUGUAUGUGAUAUUUCUGCAAGGAAAGGUCCUCACACUGUGGUUUCAUGGUAGGCCUUACAACAUUUCCCAGCUGUGAGAAAAUACAUUAAUGUAAUAUUUCUAUAUAUUUGAUGAAAGCAAGAAUGAUGUUAUCAUCACUUUAAUAUUUUGGUUUGCUUACUGGUCUGGGAAAUGGAGGAAUUUUCAAUAGCACAGGAGCUUGGCUCUGUCCUGUGCUGAGGCCAAGCUGAGUAUGGGCACUGAGCCUGGGAGAGCUCCCUGAUCCUUUAGUCCCAUGAAACAGGUGGAGCAGUAAAGGCUUGCUUUCAUCACAGGUAGCCUCCAGAGGCCAGAUGUGGGUUAUGAUAAGGGAGCUGCUUCUGGUCCCUCUGUCCUCAGUUGUCCCCUUGUCCCCAGGAGGUGCCUGCAGCUGUGGCUGGCUCUGGAGCAGCUGGUCAGGAUGGGCAGAUUUCCUGAGCAAUUUUGUGCCAUUUGGACUGCCCAGAGGAGCUCAGAGCACGCGAGAGAGCAUGGCUUGCCUUUCUCACUGAAAGCUGGAGUACAGUGGUAUGAUCAGAGUGAGCUGUCGCGUCUCUGGAGAGCUGCCUGUGCUGUGUGCUCAGCGGGAGACAGCUACUGUGUGACAAAAACAGCCCCCAGCACUGGAGGUAGGGCAGGAAUGGGCUGGAUGUGGUGCCUGUGAUGUCCAAUGUGUCCUGAACCCUUGAUGCACUAGGUACUGCUGAUGUUUGGUAUCUGCAGGUAACAGAGAAGCACAUCUGUUGUUUUCCACAAUGGCUCCUGUGUGGCAAGGAAUAUCAGAAGUUGGUUCACUGAGGGCAGUUUGGGACCAGGACUGUUCCUUACCCUUUUCAGGUGUGGUGGCAUUACCAGAAGCAGCAGGCUCUGCAGUAAAGGUAACACAUUUGUAUUGAAUCUCUGGAGCACUUGGGGUCUAGGUUAGUACAGUACAGCUGUGCCUGCACUGGGCAGGGCCCAAAUUCCAGUGUGCAGCUGGGAGUCCACCAAAAUUACAUGUAAAACAUUUCAAUUUACUAAAGCAUCUCUGUUCAGUGGCUGUGGCUGUUAAUGUGUGUAUAUUACUAUAUAUAUGUAUAUUUAUAAACAUCUGUAUGCAUGUAUAUAGGUGCACACAUACACAUGCAAACAACUUGAAAUUGUGUCAUUUGAAUAACAAAGUCCCUAGGGAUGCUCAGCUACUGAGAUUGCUAGACUGACAAAAUGUCAUUUUCCAUUUUAAUUUGUUAAUAAAGGGAACCUUUUUCACUAGGACUGAGGAGCUCCCAAAUCGUUCUGUUGUACUGGUUUUACCAUCUCAUUUUGGAGCUAAAUGGAGGGCAAGAAAGUAUUUAUAAUAUUGAUAAAAUAAACCUAAUUUUGUAAUUUAA